CAAUUGUUUGUUACUUUGAUGCCAUUGUCACAGACGUAGGGUUCUCACAGUUACCGCGAGAAUUCCAGUUAGUUCAAUAAAGUUCUUAGCAAGUGAUAGAUCAGUGAAAAAUGCAGGCUUUAUACAUCAUGCUCGUUUUUGGAGUCGUUAAAUAUACAAGCAGUCAGUUUCUUGCACUAGGACCAAAUAGAAAAGCUGCUAAAUCGGCAUGCGACCCGUCAGCCAAGUCUUCGUUAGUGGAACAUUUCUUCAACAUCAUAUUCACAGAAUUCCACAACACGCCACCAGUUUGCGUCUGCGUCCAAAUGUGUCCAGAACAGCCGACCUACUGCUACCCAAAUGGAUGUUUACGUAGAACACCUACUGAGAAAAACAAGAAACUCGAUGUUCCAUUACCAGUAACUCGAGUCAGUGAGAACACUAAACCCAUUUUCUUUAUUGAUGAGAAGAAUGAUUUCAUGAACGACUUUCUAUCGAAGAACUAUCUUGAUGAUGCUCCUCCUGCAAGUCCAACACCGCCAGCGACAGAAAAUGCAAUGGUAUCAAAUAUGCGUCCCGACCCUUUCAAAGACAGAUACAAAAUUCUCUUCAAAUACAAGAAAAUGCCAAAAGUAGAACUGAAAUACAAUCUCGGUGAACAAGUAAAGAAUAUGAAAUCAGACAUGUUGAAACCAGAAAGUGUAGAUGUGUCGAAUACAAGAUGGCCAGUGAAUAAGAUCGAUCGUCGAUUAGGUGGUAAGAGAAAAGUCCAUAGUGAACCACCAGUACAGAAAGGCUCAACUAAUCCAAGAUAUUUCAUGUCCAUGCUUCCUGAUAAACAUGACAUAGCGAGCUAUCCACCAAAAUACUACAAACGAGAGCUAGCCAACAACACACACAACGAAAGCGAUGGAGUCGAUAUCAAAGCAAUCUAUGUUGUGGGUAAAUCUGAAUCAGAAAGUAACGUGUUCUCUCUAGAAAAACUAAUCGACAGUUUAAUCGAAAGCAGUUUCGAAAACAACGUUACUACUACACCUGAACCUGCUACAGAAACUGUAGACAACAAUACAGCUGUUGCUAAGAAACAUUUAAAUAACACAGAGAAACCAAAUUCCAACAAACGUUCAAUGAAGAAUGAGACUAUGCAUGUAAUCUCAAUGAAUUUGACGAACGAAAAUAUUGACAAGAAUAAAUACUCAGACGAUGGUAUGGCGAACAGCUCAAUGAAUGUGAAUGAUAUGAUUGCAACUCUGUCAAAGAGGAUAGAAAUACAAAACAAUACUAGUUUAGAAAUGAUGAGGAGAAUAACUGGAGAUUUUGAGUUUGAAUCGAUGAAUACUACAACUGAGAAGCCUAUAGAAACGUCAGAGCAUAUAAAUAAUGAAGAAACCACUACGGAAUAUGCAACUACAAUGGCUGCAGAACACGAGUCUAGGACAACUAGAAAGAUAAGACAGAGAAUAGUCAGAAGACUUCAUCAUACUAAAAUUAAUUAGAAUAAAUCCUAUUUCUGUUUAUAGUUGAAUCUCUUUUGUAUUGUCGGUAUAAUAAUUAUUGUUUUGAUUAUUAAAAGUAGUAAUAAACA
This is a messenger RNA of Spodoptera frugiperda (fall armyworm), 1564 nucleotides long. RefSeq lists its product as uncharacterized. Bases 111 to 1475 code for a protein of 454 amino acids. NCBI's taxonomy places the organism in Eukaryota, Metazoa, Arthropoda, Insecta, Lepidoptera, Noctuidae. The transcript is spliced from 3 exons. The record is from RefSeq and is a predicted model, not a curated record.